UGGGAGGGUUGAUUGAUCAUUAAUAGCACACAAAGGAACCCAUAGGCUUGAAAGAUUUGUCCUCAGGGGAGGAGGAGGGGUACUGAGAUAAGUGUUUUGCAAGAAGACUGAACAACCCCUCUAUUCUCAUCCCCCCUCCUCCUUCUUUCCUUGGAGAUUCCGCCCAACACCCAGCUGCAAGGGAUACACAGCUCAGGGGACUAUUACUAGGAAUUGGCCCAGGACUGUGAGAAGGAGGGUGCUACGCAGAGAAAGGGUGAACUGAAGGUGAGCUAAAGUUUUUUGAAACAGACAGAAAGAGGCUUGAUUAGAAUGUAAAAGGACAGAAAGAGAGAAGGAUAAGAAAGUGUUGUUAGAAAGAAGGAUAUUUGGAACUGCAACUAAAAGAUAGGUGUCUAAAAGAUGGAAGUUCGUGCUGUGGAAGAUGUAUCCCUCACCUGUGUUCUUAAUGGUCAGAAUAUGACUAAGAAGAAGCAACUGUGAAUUUCAAUAAAGGACCCUCAAAUUGGAACUCACUGGGAAAUUUGUAAAGCAAAGUUUCACUAAAAAUAGCCCCACUACAACAAGGAUAAUGCUGGACAGAGGAGCAGUGCUGGUCUGGGAAUGGCAGGACAAGGAUUCUCUCUGGAAGCCCUACAGCCCACAGGUGGCUCAUUACAUUGAACAAGUGAUUAGGAACAACCCAAAGGCGUCUUCAGUGAGUCUAGGGGAAGCAGAUGCCAGCCUGACCCCUUACAUCCUGGAUCUCAUCUCAAUGAACCAGUUCCGCCUAGAUACUGGAACUCUCCAUCCAGCAAGAAGAAAGAGUUUCCCGCCUUCCACUGCACCUGGGCAGGGAAUAGUGUGGGAAUGGGAGAAGUUUCCAGGACAAUGGGUCCCUUUUGAAACCCAGUUAUCAAUCCUGAUCCAAGAAGCUUUUGAGAGACAUCAGCCAGGUGUUCGGCUUGGACAGCCCUGCAAUGGGUCCCAUAUAUGCUUCCAAACCAUGACUCAAGUAAAAUUUCCUUCACAGAAGAGAAUAAGAGUCCGUGCUCGUGCUCAGAUUCCCUACCCUACAGCUGGAAUCAAAUGUCCUUCAGCCUCAGCUAAUUUUCACCCUGUGGUACCCCAACUUCUGAAUGGAAAUUCAAAAUAUGGGUCAUAUUCUAUUCACAAAAUCCAUAUGAAUCCUAGUCAGGAGCUGCUAGAUUUCAACAAAUUCCCAAUGACCUCUAACCAGGGUCUAGUGAACUCUGACAGAGCUAUACCUACAUCCAACAAAGAACGAAUGAACAACGACCAUGCACUUGUUAACACAAGUAAUGUAUUAAUUAACAGAAACCAAGUAAACAUGAACUUACGGCAACAGACAGGAAUCCCCAGACAUGACCCUAUAAACUACCACUAUGCUUUGACUGAUUUUGGACACACAAUAGGUAAUUCGAAUCAUGAAAAUAUGAACUCCAACCAAAUAUUAAUGAACUUCAAUUCUAGGGUGGUAAAUUUUAGAACUGGACCAAUACAAUCCAACAAUGGACUUGUAAAUUCUCAUGAUCUAUUAGUAAACUGUAACCAAGAUGUACAAAAUAACAGCAAUGAAUUAAUUAAUUUUGAAGCUAGCGUAAUAAACCCAAAUGAUGGACCUUUUUUUUGCACAACCACUCCACCUCCUUCCAGUCAUUGGUCCGAGAAAACAAAUGCAUUGCUGCUAGAGUCUAAUGAAACCAUCCAACCACAAUGGAUAUUCAAUUCUGACUGUAGAUAUGAUAAUUGUAGCCCGGCAUUAGUGAGAUCUGAUUCUCAAAGAGCAGCUUCUAGACCGGCACUAGUACAAUCAGAUCUAAAGACUAAAGAACUAAGAACAGAUCAAAUAAGGCCAGAGUUGGUGCCUUCAAAUUCUAAAGCUGUGUUAAAUAGGUCAAAUUCUAGGCAUGAAGAAUAUAGGGCUGAAUUGUGCAAACCAAUUUCUGAGCCAGAAGAAAGUAAACCAGAAUUUGUCCGAUCAUAUUAUAGAACUUGUGAUAAACCUGAAUUCUCUAGGUCUACAUCACGACCCUCUGACUCUAGACCUGUAUUGGCCAGGUCUAACUCUAAACCUGUAUAUGAAAGAUCUGACUCAAGACAAGCAGAAUUCAGACCUGUACUAUCUAGAGCAGAAUCCUGGAACGAUGAUACUCAAUCUGCUAUAGAGAAUUUGGACUGUAGAAAUGUAGACUCAAGACCUGAAUUUGUGAGAUCCAAUUCUAGACCUUCAGAUGCUAGGCCUGAGUUUGUUAGGUCUCAGUCAAGAUGUGCUGACUCAAAGCCUGGUCUAGCAAACACCCAUCCUGUCAUCAGCCAUUCAAAAUCUACUUUAGCUGGUAGAGGUUUAUAUCGAUCAACUUCACUGAGAAGAAGUAUGAGUCCCCCACCCUGUACUUGUCCACAGUGUCACCUGGUACAAAGUGUAAAGUCAGCCAGUUGGCCUGGAGGUCAGGUUGAAACUAGUGCAUCAUGGAAUGGUGGUCGUCAAAGUCCAAAAGCCAACAGCAUUACAAGGGUCCCACCACCACUGCCCCUUUGUAAUAUAGAAGGCUCAGGAAUGGUACCACCAGCUCUGGCAGGCAUUAGUGGUCUUCUGAUGAGUGCUGCAGGACUUCCGGUCUGUCUCUCAGUUCCUGCUUAUCCUAUUUUCCAUCCUCCCCCUGUUAAGAAAAGAGAUCUACGUCCAGUUCCUGGAAUUCAAGGGACCAGUCGAAAAAUAACUAUUAAAAAAGCAAAAAAGCCUGAAGAAAUGAUAAAGCAGUUCUUGCAAAGAGUGAGGAACUCUCCAUCAGAGGAUUGUACUCGCUGUAAAAGAACUCUGACAGAAGGAGAAGUUGGCAGAUUAUACCGCUGUGGUCAUGCCUAUCAUGUCCGUUGCCUUGCACCUCUGUACAAGAAUGGUACCUUACGCUGCCCGACUUGUCAAACAUUAUAUGGUGUGAAGAUCGGGUCUCAGCCUCCAGGGAAGAUGACUUUUCAUGUUAUUCCUCAUUCCUUGCCCGGGUAUCCUGACUGUGAAACUAUACGCAUUAUUUAUUAUAUUGCUCCUGGAGUUCAGGGUCCAGGCCAACCUCAUCCAGGAAUGAAAUUUACAGCUCCUGACUUCCCACUUCACUGUUUCCUCCCAAACACGAAAAAGGGGAGAAAGGUCCUUCUCCUCUUGAUAAAAUCCUGGGAAAGUCGCCUUCUCUUUCCUGUCCUUCCUUCACGUGUUCCUGGUGUUCUGGACACUGUGUCCAUUACCCGAAUUCCACUCAAGACAGAGUUUGGAUCCAAUGUAACUGGAAAAGGAUUUCCAGACUCCCGUUAUCUGGACAGUGUCUUGCGUCAGCUUCAGGAUUGGGGGGUGUCAGUGGACUAAUCUGGUACUUUAAAUGCCAGUGACAUACCAGCAGUUCGUUUAAAGUCAUUGCAGUGGUUACAUUAACCAGUCAUUCCUGAAAUGUACAGUUGUCUGCUUUUAGUGCAGAACAGAGUAUUUACAUUUGUAUAUAUAUAUUUCUAUGUUUUUUACAAGUCACAAGAGUGUAGAUUUUUUGCAGGUUAUUUUGAUCGUUGCCUUCAUAUGCUCUUUAAUUGAGUCAAUUUAAAGUGACAGCUGUUAGCUGUUGCCUACAAAUAAAAGUUAUCAAAUAUCUUCAGCAUAGGGGAUAAUUAUCUGAUCAUGGAGGGUUCGACUGCAGGGAACCCCAGUGAUCUUCAGAAGAUGGGAACUGGGAGUCUCCCCUGAGAACAGAACAUUGGUCAAGCAUGCACACCACCAUUCCCCUCAUUCUCUGUUGAAACUGCUGAAGAUGGGUGAGUUUUUGGCUAUUUUCAUCAACUCCCAUAGAGAAUGAAUAGUAGUCUCAGGGAAGACGUGCUUCCCCAUUCCCAGUGUUCCCUGUUCUAGAGAUUACUAAGGGAUCCUAGCAAUCAGACCGGACACAAAAACAUAGUUAUUUCUUAUCCUGAGGAUUUGUGAUAACUACUAUUCGUGGGUGAGUUCUGUCUUCUUAGAAGCCAGGUAGGUGUAAUACAUUAUACAUGACACAUAUUUCUUUAGAAGUACUACAAUUAGUUUUAAUCUUCACAAAAAGCUAAUAAUUCUGCAGACUUCAUUUGAUAGAUAAUAGUUGCUAUGGAUACACUGCCUAAUUGCUUACACAAGCAGCAUUACUCCAGCAAUCCAGAGUCUGUUAGAUUUAUGGUGGUAAUGAAACUAUACUUUAUUAUCUCAUAGUAAUAAUCAUUGCCUAGGUUGCCUAGGUUAGAUGAUACAAAGGUCUCUUAAAGAUGAGCUGAUCACUGGGAAAUCUGUCAUCAGUGUCACCCGCACUAACCUGUUGGUACAGGCUGGUAGUGCGGAUGACACUGAUGAUAACGAUUCCUACCUAUCCCUGAUCCAUGGUCCUGUUAUCUUCCUUGUUCAAGGCUUGGCGCACAGAUGAUGCUCCAGGAGCACACUGACGUCACUGCUGCUUCUUCACUUAACUGGCUCCAUGCAGACUUGGGGUAGCAGCAAUGACGUCAGUUUUCUCCUGGAGCUUCGCCCGUGCACCAAGUUCACCGCCCGAAUUGAGGAAGAUAAAGGGCGAGCGGGACCAUGGAUCGAGAAUAGGUAAGUAUUGUUAUUAUCAGGGUCAUCGGCACUACCAGUCUGUACCAACAGGUUCGUAAAGGUGACACUGAUUACAGACUCCCUUUUAAUUUGAUAACUAAAACUGUAAAACCUGCAAAGAAUCGAUGCCUGUUUGUUCUCUACUAGUUCUCUUUCCAUCUCUAGGAGAUGCAUAUCAAUGUACUUUUCUUGGUUUGUUUGUUUAGAAAAAAAAAAACAAUUAUAACCUACUAGAAUAAUUGUGGAACUGUAUUAUAUGUGGCUAGAUUAACUUAAAGGAGUAGAUUUUUCUUUCUGAUUAAAGUCUAGCCUGAUGUAACUGAGCAGUGUGUAGAAUACAAUCUCAUCAUUUUCCAUACAUACUUUAAAGUGUAAACCCAUUUCCCCAUUUCAAACACUUAGAUUUAUAAUAUUUUGGGUUAUUUUAUGUUGUUUUUUUUUUGCCAUUUGUAAACAAGACUACUUUCAAAUUUUUGCCUGUUGCCAGUGAAAAAAAAGACAGUAGUUUAAAGGGGUAUUCCAGGAUUUUUUUUAAUUUGACUAUGCUACAGGGGCUGUAAAGUUAGUGUAGUUCAUAAUAUAGUGUCUGUACAUGUGUGUGACUGUUUUCUCACAAUUCUUAUGUGAUUUUCACCCCAUUAUUUAUUUUUAACCGCAUACAAAAUUACUGUUGUCUCAAAUUUUUCCCAGCUUGCAAUGCGGCUGAGACCUGACUCCCUAGUCAGCUGAUGACAGGGAUCCGGAGCUUCAAUGGUUGGAGUGAUUGCUUGGUGGGAGAGGGAUCAAUCUGCAACUAAUACAACAGCUGUAGGCACCCUGAUUGAAAACCACAGGUCUUUUGAAUGGAUGCAGCUCAAUUAUGUUUCAAUGGGUGGGGUGGCUGAUGUAUGGGAGGGAGGAAAAUGGAAUUGUGGGAUUUGUAGUCAAAAAAAGAAAAGUCAAACAGGAAAUACAAGUUCACAAAAGCUAGCCACAGUAUUAUGGUAAUCUCACAACAUAGCCAUUUAGCCCCAAGACAAGCGCAGAUCCUUCCUAAGCAUGUCCAUUACUAUCUGCCAGGUACGUACUAAAAUCACCUUAUGGUGGAUAACCUCUUUAACUAGCAUUGUAGUUCCUUUCUAUAAACCCCUUUAUGCAUAACACAUUAAUAGUUCCAUCCCACAAGAAUGAGAAAAUACCAAACUCCCUUUAGUCUUUUAAUCCACACUAUUAGACAUCCACACAUCAAUAGUUUUUAUCCAUGAAUAUCAUUUCAGAUAGAUGUUCCAUUUGGUAACAACAGUAUAUUAUUACACUUUUUCCUAGUAACACAGUACUGUUGGGCACCAUGAUACAUAGAAAUUUCAAGAUAUAUUUCUGGGCAAAACCUCAUUGUUGACUUAUUGAAUUUGCUGUGAUUUGUAUACAUUCUCUUCAAAAGUAGAGGAGAAAUUUUCAUGUAAAUCCUUUGGUUCAAAGGUUGUCUCAAAAAUACAUUGUGGAUAAAUUGCAGAGGUUACCAGCGAUGUAUUUGUAAAAUUUUAUUUUUGUUAUGUCUAUGUACAAUUUUAUAACAUUUUUGUUUUUUGCAUGUCACUAAAAAAAAUUUUUACGUUGUUUUACAUUGCUUUUGAAGUUGAAAUCUGAAAUAAAUACAGAUUAGCUUUAUGUUGUUCAAAAAUAUAAAUAUCAAUUUGUGUAGUGUAAUUGAUCAAUGACUGUAAUGUAGGAAAAUAAUUUCUAUUAUUUGAGUAAUUGAUCAUUGUAUGUAGCACUGGUUACAGAUGCAUUUUGGAAGAGACAUUACACUGUGCCUCUAGACAGGUACUUACAGUUACUGUAUAUCUAUAAUUAAAGAAAGCAUAAAAUAUUAAAUGUGUGAUUUC
Messenger RNA from Hyla sarda, 6468 nucleotides. RefSeq names its product deltex E3 ubiquitin ligase 4 (gene DTX4). The transcript is spliced from 9 exons. The record is from RefSeq and is a predicted model, not a curated record. Lineage: Eukaryota; Metazoa; Chordata; Amphibia; Anura; Hylidae. Gene Ontology annotation, biological process: Notch signaling pathway; protein ubiquitination. The coding region runs from base 572 to 3364 and encodes 930 amino acids. Gene Ontology annotation, molecular function: ubiquitin protein ligase activity; zinc ion binding. Gene Ontology annotation, cellular component: nucleoplasm.